GUAGGUAGAACGAAGAUUGAAGUUAAAUAAAUGGCGCAUAAUGGAAACCGUCCCGAGGUGAGGAAAGUCCUGCAUCAGUAGUAAACACAGCAGUCUUCGCCAAGGUCGUCCUCGUCGCCUCGUGCCCGCCAAACCACGCCCUUAAGAAGAUGAGGCAAGGUGUGUGAGGAUGACAGCUUUGUACGCGUGGGGUGCCAACAGCCACGGGCAGCUGGGCCUUGGCUAUGUCAGCGAACAGGUCACGCUGCCGACCCGAGUGGAGGAACUGCCUGACCACCUGAGUGAGCCGUCCAUUCAGUCUGCUGUGGGUGGCGGGGGACACACCUUCCUGCUCACCGCUCAGGGCCGCCUCUUUGGGGCCGGAUGGAAUGCCAGUGGACAGGUUGGCAAUGGCACUCAGGGGCGAGCAGUGCCAAUGUUCCAGCUGAUCCGAGGCCUGGAGGGACACCAGGUGGUUUCAGUGGCCUGUGGGUGGGCACACUCCAUUGCCCUCAGUCAGUCUGGGCAAGUUUGGGUCUGGGGCUCUAACAGCCAUGGUCAGCUGGGGCUUCCCAAGGAAGAGGUGCCUUUCACAAGCCUUCCAAUCAGUCUCAACCUGACCAAUGUGGUGAGUGUGUCGGCUGGCUUGCGCCACACGGCCGUGGCCACACGCGAUGGCCGGGCGUACACCUGGGGCCAUGGACACCGCGGGCAGCUGGGCCACAUUGACAGCGACGGCCAGCUGGUGAAGCAGCAGCCUACACCGAGAGUUGUGGACCAUGUGGAAGGCGUGGUGAUGAGUGUUGCCUGCGGCCAGAACACCACGUAUGCCCUGACAGAUGAGGGUCAGGUGCUUGCCUGGGGGGACAACAAGUGGGGGCAGCUGGCACAUGACCCAAGGAAUGUAGCGUACUUCACCUGCCCUCUCACCAUCCCCCACAACUACUUUGGAGGGAAGCGUGUGCUGUGGCUGCGGGCUGGGUGGACUCACUGUGUGGCCGGGGCAACUAAUGGGUCUGUCUACGUGUGGGGCCGAGCAGACUAUGGGCAGCUGGGACCCUCAGAGGAGGAGAAGGACGACUCAAGUUCAGACACUGCAGCGAAUGAGGAGCAUAGUAAACGGUGCAGGUACAUCCCAAGCAAGCUGUGCAUCAGCAAGAGGAUAAAGGCUGUGGUGUGUGGCUCAGAGCACAACCUGUCCAUGGUGGAAGAGACAGCCAAGGAGUGCGCCCUUUACUCCUGGGGCUGGAACGAGCAUGGUAACUGCGGGGACGGCACCACCACCAACCUGCACCAGCCUCGGGUCAUCGCGCUGCCUGGCCUUGUGAGGGUCAUUGGUGCUGGGUCGGGUCACUCCUUCGCCCUCGUCAAGCUUUCUUAAUCCUGGGAGUUCAGUUGGUUUGUUUCUCUCUGUCUCACUUGAUAUUUUGUUGUUCAUCUUGCUUGUCAUUUCUUUCUUUCUGAAUUCGGUGGUUUGUUUCUUCUUGUUUUGAUCUUUGUGUUUUUUUCUGUUUCUUCGCCUUUCUUAUUUUCUCUUUGUUUUUUGUGAUCUCUUGUCCAGAUAUUGUUUCCUCCUAUUUCUUUAUUUCCUUUUGUUUCCUCCUUGAUUUGCUAUCUUUUGUCUCUGUUCUUCCCUUCACUUUUUUUUUCUCCAUAAUUCAUUGUCCUAGUUUUGUCUUCUUUUUUUUUUUUUUCUUAAUUCAUUGUCUUCUUGUUUUCAUCUAUAUUUUGUUUCCUCCUUUCUUCCUUUUCUGUAUUUUUGUUCUUACUCUCUACAUUUUCUAACAUUCUUCCUUAAUUCACCAUUUCAAAAUUCUGUAUUGCUGUUGCUAUUCUUCCUCUCUCUGACUUGACAUUUUUAACACCAUUGGGUCUAACUGUAACCUCCUUUUCCCAUCUCACAACAUUGAUCUUUCCCUUUCCAUCUUGAUUAUUUUAGCAGUCAAGCUCCUUUAGAAACAAGAACUCCCCUUUUCAUUACCUACAUCAACACAACUAACUGGGUCUCAUAACUCCCUUUAACUCCCCUGAAUAAUUCACAUGUGCUUCUGACUACACCUCCUAUAUGCUUGUAUUGAAGAGGGAAGGUGGAUUUGGAUUUGGUCAGUCAUUACCCAACAUGCAUCACUCCCUCCCUGGUUUAUCUCUCACCUGGUAUAGUCAAACAUUCGCAGGUGUUUUAACGAAGCAUUCUCAGGGGGGAGGCUGUUCUCUCACUUGUCAUUGUUCUCUUAUGCAUAUAGGUAUGUACUCCCACAUUGAUUAUUGUAUUGGAUGCUUCACUUGAAUUGGAUGCUUCACUUGAGAGGUCCUGCUCAUUUCACUUCAAGGGUCAUCUUUUUGUUUUAUCUGUGUGUGUGUGUGUGUGUGUGUGUGUGUGUAUUUCUCUCUCUCUUUCUCUCUGGUCUUUUCUUCUUGUCUUGCUUUUUGAAGUUCAUAUUCAGCUUGUUUAAUUUUUUGUUUUUAUUUUGUGAUUCUAUUUCAUGUAUUUAGCAACUCAGUGUAGAUCUUUCCCAGAUGCAAUGUUGUGUCAGGAUUUGGAGGUAUGCGAUAUUAUCCUCGUGUGUGUGUGUGUGUGUGUGUGUGUGUGUGUGUGUGUGUGUAUGCAAGGAGGAGAAGAAGAGUAAGGAAGUCUCCAUGCUGUGCUGAUCAGCAUUGAGAAAAUCUUUAAAGUUUUACCCUCUACAGGGAAAGUUUAUAAUAAUUAUCAUCAUUACUUUUCACAAUUUUUUCAUCCCACGACACUUCCCGUCAUGAUGUUGCUCCUUGAUUCAGUUUGGGUUUGCACAUUAUUGCAAAGUUUUGAAAGGUUUUAUCCUCUGCUGGCAACAUUUAUUAUUAUCAUUGCUAUUUUUUAAUGAAAUUUUUCAUCCCAUGACACAUCCAUCAUGAUACUGCUUCUAGAUUCAGUUUGGAUUUCCACGUUGUCAUGAGAGAUUGAAAGGUUUUACUCUCAGCUGUAAACAUCUAUUAUCAUCACUAUAUUUUACACAAUUUUCCAUCACACGAUACUUCCCAUCACGAGCCUGGCACUCCAGCAGGAAGUGUGUAGGGUGAUGCUAAACAGGUUCUGUUGCUUCAUGUGGGAUGUGGUAAUGCUAGUGAGAGCCUUAAUGAAUAAAGAAAAAAUAAAAAAAAAUAAAAAGCAUCACUGGAGAACAAGAACACGCACAACCAGUGUGUAAAAAAUCUUUUGAUAUAGCUGAACUUCUUUUGUAUGCCAUAAACAAUUUGCAGAUUAGGGAUAAGAGAAGAACAUUUGUAUUACUUCUUUUGUAGUUCAUGAGUGAUGUGCACAUUAGGAGCAUCGUUUUUUUAAAUCUCGGGUUAAUCUCGUCUGCGCUGUGCAUACUGGAGUGCUGUCACCUUGGCCCUGAACAUUGAACAUGUUUAGGAAACAUUACGAAACAUUACACUACCUGAACACUGCAGAGAUGAGACCAUGAGGGUGCUGGAGACGAGAACUGACAUGACUCACAAUCUAUAUUUCUCUUACUGCUCUGGGUGUCCUUCCUUAACCUCCCUGUAAAAAACUGUUCACAUGGAGACACAGGAGAGAAAGCGAGAAAAUGUAAGGUUAAUUUUGCCUUUUUACACUAUGGAAAUGUUUAUGAGGGUGUUGCACAAAAAUUAUGUGUAAAAAGCUAUAGGUAUUUGAAGAGGUAAUUUUGUCAUCCAUGCAGUUUCGUUUGGUUCAUUACAGAGUAUUUGAGCUCCUCUGUUAUUCACCUUGAAAUUUUAGUCUAAACUUGUACAACAACUCUUUAACUUAAGAAUUCAAAGCUCUGGAACUCUCUCCCUGCUUCCGUAUUUCCCCCUUCCUAAGCUUUUUCAAGAGGGAAGUUUCAAGACACUUAUCAUCCAAUUUUGAUAACCCCUCUGGCUUUUAUCUUUUGGGACUGGCACCUCAUUGGGCUCUUUUUCCCCUUUUCAUUGCCCAGGACCAGUUCCACUCUUACUUAAAAAAUAAGAGCAAGUGUGCAGCCCAAUGCAAUAACUCGGUGUUUGGCGGUCUCUCUUCACCGCCAGACAGAUUCUAGUGGCAGUGAGGCAGGUGCUAAUCCCAAUGGCAGGAAUGUAGGACUUUGUAUCUUGGAGUCCUGGGCGGUGAUGUAUGAUAGAGGACCUUUGCGACUUUUACUUGGGGUCUGUACUACAUGAUGGCUGCAGGAAAUGAGUCUAAUUCUUAUUUAUAUUUCUCCUAUUCAUACGUGUGCUUGUGUCUCCCGUGUACCUGUGUGUGUGUGUGUGUGUGUGUGUGUGUGUGAGUGUGUGUGUGUGCUUGCCGCUAUCUGUUGACUGUACCAAACUAGCUACCCACAUAGGGCUGCCAGUAAGCUGAGAAGUACUUAAUACAUUUCAUUACCAAAGUGCUGAUCUAUAUAUGCUAUGACUUGCCUCUUUUUAAUGUUCACUGUGGCUCUUGUCUCAGAAUCAUUGCUUUUUAUUACAUUUACAUUCAUUUUCAAGGUGAUCUGAGUGAUUGUAGUUAACCUUGAACUGUUAACACUCAUUUACUCUUGAGGAACUUAUUUCCCAACACUCUCGUUAUGGACACUCGAGGCAGUAUGUGAUGUCUCAUUUUUGGUUACGCUACUCUUGAGGAACCUGUCAUAACAUCCAUUAAUUCCCUGACACUUGAUGCACUCUAUGAUGUCCUAUUGUUGGUCUUACUUCCAUAAAUUUGUUCAUCACAUCAUUGCUCUUCCUUCAGUAUAAUAGGAGAUAAUGGUGUUUCUAGUCUCUCUCUCUCUCUCUCUCUCUCUCUCUCUCUCUCUCUCUCUCUCUCUCUCUCUCUCUCUCUUAAAACUUUCAUCAGGCAGUCUUUUUAGUUUAUUAAAACUUUCAUCAGGCAGUCUUUUUAGUUUUAGCUCUGACAGUGGGAAUUCUCAUCUUCUCACGUCUCCCAUGACUACAGUGAGGCUUCCUUGGCUUUCCGAGAGGCGCUCCUCACCCCUAGAAUUCUUAAAUGUCCCUUAGUUUAUACUUUCCCUUCACUCUGCUGAUGGGAACAAUAUUCACAUUCUCACCUCCCCUCAUGAUAAAGUGAGAGGCACGACAAGAGCUUCUCCUCUCUCAUUACUCUCACGUGGCACUCUUUAGAUGCCUCCUAGUUUCACUUGCCUCACCUCCCACCACUGUACUAGUUCUCCACACAUCCAGAACCUUGUGAUGCCACUCCACCCGUAGUGUAGCUGCCAACUUAGUCAAGAGGCCAUGAGAGGGCAUCACUGAGCCCAACAACAUAGGUUAUAUACACAUACUAUAUAUAAACACAUGCUUUUUUUCCUCUCUCUCUCAGUCCAUUAACAGGAGAAUGGUUACUUAUCUGGCAUGUGAGGAAUGUCCAAGUGUUAACAGGAAUGCUUCAUGGGGCAGCCAAUUGUUCCUGGCAGUCGUGGUGAUAAAGAGAUGGUGUUUUUUCUUUCAUCAUGGGUUAUUUUGUAGGAGUCUAGUGAGCUGUGACUUUUAUGACAUGAAUAGCAAAAAACCCUACCAAGAGUUGUUGACGAGAGUCCAUGACACCUCCACCGGGCAGUGUGUGUUGCUCCCGGACACACUGCACUGCUAGCUACACCGCCUGUGGCGCCGCCAGCCUACCGCACACCUCUGAUGACAGUUCAUGUCAGUCACAUGUCAAGGAAAGUUGUAUCAUUAUGUAUAACAAAUCACUUGUUGUUGUUUAUGAUGCUGUAGGUGAAAACCUUUGCUUUCCCUGAUGUGUGAGGCAAGGUGUGUCAUCAGGUGCCUGCCUGGGCAUGCUGGUGCCUCAGGUGGCCAGUUGUUGACCUCAGGAAGAUACAUCUUGCUGUGGAUAGGAAGUUUUGUGAUAAAUAUAUACAUAUAUAUAUAAAUAUAUGAUUCUCAGCAUAUGGAGAAACUGUAUAAUUUUUUAAUGAAAUUUUUGUAUUGUACGUUUUAUCAAAUGUGCCGUUGGAACUGUUGGGAGGCAAAGGCAGGGCAAGCUGGCUGCUGCUGCUGCUGCUGCUGCUGUCAGUCAUGUCCGGCCGGGCACCACAGGUCCUCAGUCAUGCAUUUGCUAUCCUCCUCAUUUAAGGUGAACUGCCUGCUGCUUUGUACAGCAAGUGACAUAAUGACCCUCCAAACACGGGUGAAGACUCAGUACCUGCACACUCCCUCACCCUCCUUGAGAGUGAGGCAGUGGGCAGCACAGGGUGGCCACGAGGAGCACAGCACCAUGCAGCAUGAUGUGCACAGCUUCAGGCACCACUUGGCUCUGAGUUGAGCUUCACUGGUCACAGUGGACAGAUGUACCAGUCACUUGCUGUACAAUGAGACCAUUUAUAUGGGUAUCAUUAGAUGUGCUCCUCAUUAUACUUGUUUGCCAUAAGUUAGUUUGCCUAGCUGUCUUUUGUGUGAUUCCAAGCUUUAUUCUUUAUUCUUAUUUUGUGUUCCCUUCUGCAAGCAGUGUUUCUGCACUCUCAGGUCUCCGCCAGACAAUCGAAAUGUUGUGUGUGACAUACAGCAGAUGCAUCACUCUUGUGAGCCACAUGAGUGACUCCUGGGGUGUGUCAUGCAUAUGAGGAGAGCCUGAGGUGCCAGCAGAGGAGUGGCCCUGUGGCAGCAGAGUGCCGCAGGGAUGCCAUGUAGUGGAGUGGCUCCACCAUCACCACCACUGCCAUCUCUGCAUCUCAGAUCAUAAGAGGAAGGAGACAUUUGGUUGAUUUGCUUUAAGAAUUCAUUUGAUAUAUCUUGCCACUUGUACUGUUAUUAUGUCGUAUUAGGAAAUAACUAGAAGUGAAUUGUAUCAAAUGCUCAGUGUGUUUUGGAGACAGGAUUUUGUACUCUGUGCCUCCUGGGGUCUUUACAAGGGCAGGGGUUUGGGUCUCUUAGGCUGGAAGAAAUCUUUGGCCAAAUAUAAUUUUUUUGUGUGUGAAGAGAUGGGAACUUUCUUUUUUUGACAUUGUAUUGUAAGAAGUGAAGAAUGCAUUUGGGAAUAAAAGGGAAGAGCAAA
Scylla paramamosain (green mud crab) is the source of this 6955-nucleotide messenger RNA. Its product is annotated as secretion-regulating guanine nucleotide exchange factor-like. Lineage: Eukaryota; Metazoa; Arthropoda; Malacostraca; Decapoda; Portunidae. The coding region runs from base 170 to 1360 and encodes 396 amino acids. The record is from RefSeq and is a predicted model, not a curated record. The transcript has 8 exons.